Molecule: messenger RNA, 442 nt
Organism: Mycena citricolor
Lineage: Eukaryota; Fungi; Basidiomycota; Agaricomycetes; Agaricales; Mycenaceae
Source: the annotation of a GenBank genome assembly
UAUGAUUCGCACGCGUGCCAACCACUACCACGGGAACAACACAGGGAUGUCUUGAUUGUCUGAUUCUUGUGCAGCUCGACUCUCAGGACACGACACCUGCGGCUCUGCUCUGACGUGCAAUCGAUUACGCGAUCCCUGCGAGAGGCGGUUAAAACGGUUAUGACGGCGAGAACGACGCGUGUUCUCGUCUGCGAAGCUGUUAAAUGCACGGCCCACGCGUCUCUCGAUCCAUCCGCCAGCCAUGCGUUACUCUGCCCUCGACUUCUUGAUCUCCCAGUGGAAGACCCCGGGGCCCGUGGUCACGACUGAUCUCGCUGGGAAGACUGUCAUCGUCAUCGGAGCCAACACGGGCCUGGGAUUCGAGGCGGCGAAGCACUUCGCGCGGAUGAACCCGGGGAAGCUCAUUUUGGGAUGUCGGAGUCAAGCCAGAGGCAGCGCAGCG